AUGGGCGAGCACAAUCUCUUGAAUCCCGGGUUUGUGGGGCCGCUGGUGAACAUCCACACGGGAGACACCUUCUACUUCCCCAACUUCCGCGCGUCCGGGGCGCAGCUGCCCGCGCUGCCGUCGCUGUCGUACCCGCGCCGCGACAACGUGUGCUCGCUGCCCUGGCCGUCGGCGGAGCCGUGCAAUGGGUACCCGCAGCCCUACCUCGGCGGCCCCGUGUCGCUCAGCCCGCCCUUCGGCCGCACGUGCGAGCUGGCGCGCGUGGAGGACAGCAAGGGCUACUACCGCGAGCCGUGCGCCGAGGGCGGCGCGGGCCUGAAGCGCGAGGAGCGCGCGCGCGAGCCGGGCCCGGGGGUCGGCCCGGGGGUCGGCCCGGGGGCCGCGCUGCUGCCGCUCGAGCCGUCGGGGCCGCCCGCGCUCGGCUUCAAGUACGACUACGCGGCGGCCGCGGGCGGCGGCGGCGGCGGCGGCGGCGGCGAGGGGGGCGCGGGACCCCCGCACGACCCGCCCUCGUGCCAGUCCCUGGAAUCCGACUCCAGUUCGUCCCUGCUCAACGAGGGCAACAAGGGCGCCGGUGCGGGCGACCCCGGCAGCUUGGUGUCGCCUCUGAACCCCGGCGGCGGGCUCCCGGGCAGCGGCGCGCCCUGGUACCCGAUCCACAGCCGGUCCCGGAAGAAGCGCAAGCCCUAUUCGAAGUUGCAGCUGGCGGAGCUGGAGGGAGAGUUUCUGGUGAACGAGUUCAUCACGCGGCAGCGCCGGAGGGAACUCUCAGACCGCUUGAAUCUUAGUGACCAGCAGGUCAAGAUCUGGUUUCAGAACCGGAGAAUGAAAAAGAAAAGACUUCUGUUGAGGGAGCAAGCCCUCUCCUUCUUUUAG
This is a messenger RNA of Sorex fumeus (smoky shrew), 876 nucleotides long. RefSeq names its product homeobox C12 (gene HOXC12). The transcript has 2 exons. Gene Ontology annotation, molecular function: DNA-binding transcription factor activity, RNA polymerase II-specific; sequence-specific double-stranded DNA binding. The record is from RefSeq and is a predicted model, not a curated record. The coding region runs from base 1 to 876 and encodes 291 amino acids. Lineage: Eukaryota; Metazoa; Chordata; Mammalia; Eulipotyphla; Soricidae. Gene Ontology annotation, biological process: regulation of DNA-templated transcription.